UUUCACAUCCCCUAAAAGGUCAUACCGCGUCACUUUAAGAAAUACAAAUACAAAAAUUAGCGUCAAAUGCGAAAAUAACAACAAUCCCAGGAUAGAAAAGCGCUCACAAUGAGUGCGUACAAUAGACGCGCGGCGCUGCGCAAGAAGAGUCCUAGCCAGGGCUCCUUCGACGCCGAGAUGGACGAGUCCGGGUACACGUCCUUUCGGGCGCUGCACAACUCCACCGCGGAGACGCCAUUUUUGUUGGACGAAGCUGAGAACUGUCGCAAUGCAUCGAAUACUGGACACUUGGUGAGAGGACUGUCGACGCCGCAUGGCCACCAUGAGCUGCGGGACAUGAGGUUUCCCAAGAGCCUUCCCGAAGCUCAGAGUUCAAUGGCGGAGGAGCCUUGUUCGACGACGCCCCGAUUGCAGGAGACGCACAGCCUGCCAAAGCGCCGGAAGAAACACUUUCAGGCGCCGCACAGCAGCCCCAGGAAGUCGAAGAAGCUUUUAUUUCCCCAGGAGGAGCAGCCUCCCAUCAAAAACCGCUUCUAUGGCGGCGUGGAGCGCCUGGACAUCGUCGGCAAGCUGGCGCAGAAGCAGCCGGCGCUGGAGUGCAUUCUGCGGUAUGUGGGCGCCCACACGCUGGACGUGAUGACCCAGGUGUCGCUGGUGUGGAAGCAGGCCAUACACAAAAGCCAGCGGGCCCUGGAGCGGCUGCAGAACCACCGGCUCAAGCUGAGCCUCACCAAAGAGAAUCCCCAUGUGCCCAAGCGGCGCCGCCAUCUCCAGAAAGCGAACUCAACAGUGCCAUUGCAGAGCUCGAAUCACAGCAGCCAGGCCAACAGUGCCGCAUCGCUGAUGGAUUCUGGCAACUCUAGCAUUCACCUGAUGGAAGUGGAUGCUGGACGCAUUUUACGCGAGCAGACGCAGCGCGUCAAGUGUCCGCGCUGCGGACGGGGCAGCCGGGUGUUCCUCAGCGAAGUGCCAACAAGCGGGGACAACCUCAUGUCCCAGACUUUACCCGGCGGUCAGAGCACAUUCGCCGGCGGGCACAUGAACGACCGCCCGCCACUGAUGCGCUUUUUGUCUCUGGACCUGGACGACAUCAGGGGCUCGCAUCCGGCGUACAACUUUGCUGAAUGUACCAGUGUCAUUUGCCAGUUUCGCUUCUGCGUCAAUUGCCUGAGCAAGUCGCAUCCUGGCGAGCGUUGCCUGGUCACCGAGCUGGACACGCCCUCAAAGCUGAUGAUGCCCCGGGAGCGCCUGACGCCGCCACAACGUCCCCAGCCCCGUGACGCCAAGAUCAGACGGAAGAACUCGCUCAAGCGGCUCUGCUUUUAGCCCUAGACACUAGGUUUUCUUUUUUUAAGUCUGUAACGUCUAGUAUUCCGUUUGUCCAAAUCUCAUCAUUCACGUAUUACGUUUUACAUUUUGUCAUCACCAUACUUGAUUUUACAUUGUUUCACACUGCAAGAUUCCGCUGUACCUCUUCUGAGAUUAAGACAGUAACAUAAGUAUUCUCUACAAAAUAUGCGAAAUAUAAGACCUAUUAAUUAGUCUUUGGAUAUUAA
This is a messenger RNA of Drosophila kikkawai, 1556 nucleotides long. It is a transcript of the gene Rca1, whose product is annotated as Regulator of cyclin A1. Lineage: Eukaryota; Metazoa; Arthropoda; Insecta; Diptera; Drosophilidae. Gene Ontology annotation, biological process: regulation of mitotic nuclear division; negative regulation of meiotic nuclear division. Gene Ontology annotation, cellular component: nucleus. The record is from RefSeq and is a predicted model, not a curated record.